AUGCCCCUUCAGUCAGACAUUCUCCGUGAGGUGUGGACAUCAGAUGGGACACCAUCAUUGGCAACUAUAUCAACUUUGUCACUCAGGUGGAAUGGCAAUAGUGUGAAUGAAGAACCUGGAAGCCCUCAGCAGCAGAGACUGAAUAAGCAGCCACAUCUGUUGGAACAGAAGCUAAAGAAGAAACGUCCAGAAGCUACACUGGAAGCCAAGCCAAAAAAAACCAGAGUAAAAAAGCAAGAAGAAUCAAGUCCUACAGAGGAUACUGCUGCCCUGCCACAAACUACUGUCAAAAAAGUGAGAAAGAAGAAAGAAGAGAAGCCAGGAGAUGAAAGUGAGAAGGAUCCAUAUGCCAAAUUCAUUAAAGAUCCCAGAAAAAAGAAAGAAAAACCUACUUCUCACUUUAGUGUGACCAAAGCACCAAAGAAGAAACAAGAAGGCUCUGAAGGUGAAGACUCUGAAGAUGAUGAGGAGGAAGAGACAGAACCUGAAGAUCCACCAAAAAAGCCAAAAAGAAAGGUUCACAAAGAGGCUCCAUCUGGUGAAAUCAAGGAAAGGAAGCCCAAAAUUAAAGGAGAUAAAGCUGAACCUGAAGUCAAGGCACGAACCACAAGGACUUUGAAGAAGGAGCCAGCAGCCUCUGUGUUCCAAGUGAAUGGGGACAAGAAAGACAAAAAAGUCAAAAAGAAAGACCUGAAAACCAGUGAGGCAGAUGAUGAUUCUGAUUCAAGCACCAAGCCAACAAAAAGUGAGAAAAAGAAGAACACUACUUCAAUGUUUCAGACUGGAGGAGAAGCCCCUAAGGAGAAGAAAACAAAAAAGAAAGUUCCCCCCAAAGCCACCAAGAAUGAAAGUGAGGAAGAGGAAGCAGCUCAGAAGAACACCAACAAGAAAGGAAAAGCAAAGAAAUCCAAGAAGGUCUUCCUGCUGGCUGGAAGAAAGCGCAAGAAGAGCAAGACCUCUAAUUACCUGAUUUCCAUUGAUCCCACUGACUUGUCUCGAGAUGGAGAGAACUUCAUUGGAAAGUUGAGGUCCAAUUUGAUGGGCACUCGGUUUUCAAUAUUUGACAAUGGUGUAAACCCUGACAGGGCUAAUGCAGAUUGGUCAAAUGUGCGCCAGGAGCUUGCAGCUGUCAUUUAUGAGACAAAUGUAUUAGGGUUCAAGGGACCUCGAAAAAUGACAGUGGUCAUCCCUGGAAUGAAUUCGGACAAUGAGAGGGUGCCAAUCCGCCCCCGAAAUGAUAAUGAUGGCCUGCUUAUAAGGUGGCAAAGUAAAAUCAUGGACAACCUAAUUGAACUUCAUAACAAAGCCCCAGUGUGGAAUGAUGAAACCCAGUCGUAUGUGCUGAAUUUUCAUGGCAGAGUCACUCAUGCCUCUGUCAAGAACUUCCAGAUUGUGCACAGCAAUGACCCUGACUACAUCGUCUUGCAAUUCGGUCGUGUAGCUGAUGAUGCUUUUACCAUGGAUUACAACUACCCACUUUGUGCUGUGCAAGCCUUUGCCAUUGCCCUGUCUAGCUUUGAUGGAAAACUGGCCUGUGAAUAG
Molecule: messenger RNA, 1542 nt
Organism: Sceloporus undulatus (fence lizard)
Lineage: Eukaryota; Metazoa; Chordata; Lepidosauria; Squamata; Phrynosomatidae
Gene: TULP1
Product: TUB like protein 1
Exons: 14
Coding region: 1-1542 (513 amino acids)
Biological process (GO): protein localization to cilium
Cellular component (GO): cilium
Molecular function (GO): actin filament binding
Source: RefSeq, a predicted model, not a curated record